Messenger RNA from Hyla sarda, 2429 nucleotides. RefSeq names its product T-box transcription factor 4 (gene TBX4). Gene Ontology annotation, cellular component: nucleus. Gene Ontology annotation, molecular function: DNA-binding transcription factor activity, RNA polymerase II-specific; RNA polymerase II cis-regulatory region sequence-specific DNA binding. Gene Ontology annotation, biological process: positive regulation of DNA-templated transcription; angiogenesis; regulation of transcription by RNA polymerase II. NCBI's taxonomy places the organism in Eukaryota, Metazoa, Chordata, Amphibia, Anura, Hylidae. The record is from RefSeq and is a predicted model, not a curated record. The transcript has 8 exons. Bases 1 to 1626 code for a protein of 541 amino acids.
AUGCUCCAGGAGAAAAGCUUGCCUGAGGGUGAGGAUGGCUUUACAACAGCCCAAACAGCUGGACAUGUAGAGGCUGCAGCAGGAUCACCAGCAAUGGGAGUAGCAGGGCUGAGCAACUCAUUGAGCAGCCCACAGAGCCAAGAUCCUGAGCAGACAAUUGAAAAUAUCAAAGUGUAUCUUCACGAAAAGGAGCUCUGGAAGAAAUUUCACGAAGCAGGCACUGAAAUGAUUAUAACCAAGGCUGGCAGGAGGAUGUUUCCAAGUUAUAAAGUUAAAGUCACUGGGAUGAACCCCAAGACUAAAUAUAUUCUCCUCAUAGAUAUUGUUCCAGCUGACGACCAUCGAUAUAAAUUCUGUGAUAAUAAAUGGAUGGUGGCUGGUAAAGCUGAACCUGCAAUGCCUGGAAGGUUAUAUGUUCAUCCGGACUCCCCCGCCACUGGAGCUCAUUGGAUGAGGCAAUUGGUGUCAUUUCAAAAACUGAAGUUGACCAACAACCAUCUUGAUCCAUUUGGGCAUAUUAUCCUAAAUUCAAUGCAUAAGUACCAGCCAAGGCUACAUAUAGUCAAAGCAGAUGAAAACAAUGCAUUUGGAUCCAAGAACACAGCUUUCUGUACACAUGUGUUUUCCGAGACAUCUUUUAUAUCAGUGACCUCUUAUCAGAAUCACAAGAUUACACAGCUGAAGAUUGAAAAUAAUCCUUUUGCCAAAGGGUUCAGAGGAAGUGAUGACAGUGACUUGCGUGUAGCUCGUCUGCAAAGUAAAGAAUAUCCUGUAAUAUCUAAAAGCAUCAUGAGACAACGAUUGGUAUCAGGUCAUCCGGGGCAGUUGCCAAGCAAGUCAGACCUUAAUGCACUGCAUAGUACCCACCAAGGUUUACAGCAUUAUCAGUACGAGAAUGGAGCACACAUGCAGUUUGGUGCAGCUGAUGCUCAAGAUCUACCGCUCAACUCUUUCACAGCUCAGAGGGACUCUGGGCUUUUCUAUCACUGUUUAAAAAGAAGAGAGGGUGCACGUCACCUAGACCUCCCUUGCAAGCGAUCUUAUCUAGAUCCCUCUUCUUCUAUGGCAGAUGAUCACUAUUUUCGAUCUCCUCCACCAUAUGACCAACAGAUGCUGAGCCCACCAUACCGCAAUGAAGUGGCACCAAGAGAUGCUUGUAUGUACUCUACUUCUGGAGCAGAAAUAGCUGGAGUAUCAAGUGUUGAUGAUUUACCUCCUCCACCACCUCCUUUAAGCUGCAACAUGUGGACUUCGGUUUCACCCUACACCAGCUAUAGUGUCCAAACAAUGGAAACUGUUCCAUACCAGCCUUUUCCAACUCACUUUACCACCACCACCAUGAUGCCUCGCCUUCCAACAAUUGCAAGCCAAGGAUCACAGCCACCAAGCGAGUCACACUUCAGUGUGUACAAUCAGCUUUCACAGUCUCAAGCACGAGAGAGGGUUCCAACCUCAUCCUUCCAGCGAGAAAGAGUGCACCCAUCUUUAUGUGAAAGAAAGCCCCCCUCACCACACAUAAACACAGCAAAUGAAUUUUUAUAUUCCCAAAGUUUUUCAUUAUCCAGAGAAUCUUCACUUCAGUAUCAUUCAGGCAUGGGGACUGUGGAAAACUGGACUGAUGGAUGACUGCACUUCCAACACGUACCAUACGGUAUUUGAGCUAUAUUCUAUUGACCCAGACAAUCUGAUCUGUUAAUACCUGUGGGUAACCUGCACUUCAGUAAACUUUCACCCAUGACUUAAAUGAAGACUUAUUUUUAGUCGAAACAGGGUAAAUCCCCCCAAAUAGAUGUCUUGUUGUUUCUAUGGAUGAAUCAUUGAGUUAACCAAGACAGCAAUAAUAGCAGAAAAUACAUCAAUCUAACUUGUAGAAAUGCCUGAAAUCACUAAAUCUUUGCAUGCUGAAUAGCUAUUUAUACCUAUAUAUAAAUGUGUACAUAUAUAUAUUUUUUAAAUAUAUAUAUAUCACAAAUGCAAGCCACGUGUUCAUUGAAGCUUUGCUUAUAAAGUUGAGAUGCUUAAUAAAAUUGUGAAUGUUACCAGGGUUCAUGAAGACAUCUAUUUAAGAUUUUUUAUGAUGAUAUAAGGAAAAAAAAACAUAAAAAAAAACAAAAGAUUGUGUGAGAGAAAUAACAUUUAUAUAUAUCUAUGGAAAGACACUUUAUGAGAAAUCCAGCAUAUUUUAAACAACUUGGACAUGUUUCUCUUACUUCUUAAACAGCAUGGACUUUAUAUUUACUAUAUGGAAAGAUAAAAUGGUAUAAGGCGAUUUUUGUUGAUGUCAUUACCUCCAGUUGUCUUUUCAUUGAUCUCUGUCUAUAAUGUAUUUGGACAUAUGAAUAUCUGAAAUUAAUGUAAGUCUAGGUUUUAUUGUCCUUAUUUUCCUCCAUCACUCUUUUACAGAAUGACACUGACAUUUUCCAAUAUAU